Molecule: messenger RNA, 3503 nt
Organism: Struthio camelus australis
Lineage: Eukaryota; Metazoa; Chordata; Aves; Struthioniformes; Struthionidae
Source: RefSeq, a predicted model, not a curated record
UUUAUUUUUUUCUGUCCAUUUUGCUUUUCUGCGAUGACUCACCAUUAUUUUUAACUUUGAAGAGAGAGGAAAUUAUGGGGAUCUUGGAAGCCUGUGUUUCUCUCUAGGAUUUUUUCCCCAGGGUCAGAUAAGCGGUGUUGCUAAGAGCCACUAAGAUUUGCCUGCUCCAGCCAACAAAAGUUCCGUUUUGCCAACGUCAGUUUUUCCACGUUGGUUUUGAAUAGAUGAAGGCUUCCUCGAGUGUCGUCUCUUCCACCCAGGGGGUUUAGAUGGGAGUUUUUGAACUCUGUCCUAGAGAAGGCAAAUUGAAAUCCCCCGAGGAGGGUGCUAGACAUGCUAGCAAAGGGAGCUGCUCUCCUUCCCCCCAACUUUAUUUCAUCUCUCUCUUUCUCAGCAGGGGCAAUUUUCUUUCCUUUUUUAUUUUCUCUGUUUUAUCAUCCCUUCGCCUUUUCAUGAGACACUUCCACACCUACGUACCUGUCCUUCUGCAGGAUAGUAGCCUUGCCCUGAAUCCGAUCCCACCACCGGGCACUCGGAAGAGUUUAGCCUAAGGAUUUCUUUUAAACCUAAAUAUGACAGUUGCUACCGGAGAUCCUGCAGACGAAGCUGCAGCUCUUCCCGGUCACCCGCAGGACACGUACAACCCCGAGACCGACCAUGAAUGCUGCGAGAGGGUGGUCAUUAACAUUUCGGGUCUGCGCUUUGAGACACAGCUCAAGACGCUAGCCCAGUUUCCAGAGACCUUGCUAGGGGAUCCUAAAAAGAGAAUGAGAUAUUUUGACCCGCUCCGGAACGAGUAUUUCUUUGACCGGAACAGGCCCAGCUUCGAUGCUAUUUUAUACUACUACCAGUCUGGUGGGAGGUUGAGGAGGCCUGUUAACGUGCCCUUAGACAUCUUCUCGGAAGAGAUUCGGUUUUACGAACUGGGGGAAGAAGCAAUGGAGAUGUUCCGGGAGGAUGAAGGCUACAUCAAAGAAGAGGAAAGACCGUUGCCUGAGAAUGAGUUUCAGAGACAAGUGUGGUUGCUCUUCGAGUAUCCCGAAAGCUCGGGCCCUGCCAGGAUUAUAGCUAUCGUCUCUGUCAUGGUGAUUUUAAUCUCCAUCGUGAGCUUCUGCCUGGAAACAUUGCCCAUUUUUCGGGAUGAGAACGAAGACAUGCACGGCAGCGGGCUGAGCCAUCCGCCCUACUCCAACAGCAGCAUGGGGUACCAGCAGUCAACCUCUUUCACAGACCCCUUCUUCAUCGUAGAGACACUUUGCAUCAUUUGGUUCUCCUUCGAGUUCUUGGUGAGGUUUUUUGCCUGCCCCAGCAAGGCUGGGUUUUUUACCAAUAUCAUGAACAUUAUCGACAUUGUAGCCAUCAUUCCCUAUUUCAUCACCUUAGGGACGGAGCUGGCUGAGAAGCCGGAGGAUGGUCAGCAAGGCCAGCAAGCCAUGUCCCUGGCCAUCCUCCGAGUUAUCCGCCUGGUGCGGGUCUUCAGGAUCUUCAAGCUCUCCCGGCACUCCAAGGGGCUGCAGAUCCUGGGGCAGACUCUGAAGGCCAGCAUGCGGGAGCUGGGCCUCUUGAUAUUUUUCCUCUUCAUCGGCGUCAUCCUCUUCUCCAGCGCCGUCUACUUUGCAGAGGCAGACGAGAGCGAGUCCCAGUUCCCCAGCAUCCCCGACGCCUUCUGGUGGGCCGUGGUUUCCAUGACGACCGUGGGCUACGGAGACAUGGUCCCCACGACCAUCGGUGGGAAAAUAGUGGGAUCCUUGUGUGCCAUCGCUGGCGUAUUAACGAUUGCCUUACCAGUGCCCGUCAUAGUGUCCAACUUCAACUACUUCUACCACCGGGAGACAGAGGGAGAGGAGCAGGCUCAAUAUUUGCAAGUAACCAGCUGCCCAAAGAUCCCUUCUUCCCCUGACCUAAAGAAAAGCAGAAGUGCCUCUACCAUUAGUAAGUCCGAUUAUAUGGAGAUUCAGGAAGGUGUAAACAAUAGCAAUGAGGAUUUCAGGGAGGAGAACCUGAAGACAGCCAAUUGCACCCUAGCUAACACAAACUAUGUUAAUAUCACCAAAAUGCUAACCGAUGUCUAGUCGCUAAAACCUAGUAACGCAUUUAAAGCUGAAGUGGAACAGUUGCAGAUAUUGAGUGCUGCUCUGCAUUGUAGUCAAUACAGUAUUUUCUACGGUGUAUAUUUGGUUCUGCAUGGGAAGCAAUAGCCGUGUAAGUGACUUUUAACCUUUGAUUUCCACACUGAAUAAGCUGUCAUGCCCCAACCGUUUCGUUUCUCUGCUCCCAUCACAGGCUUGCGGGUUUCCAAAGAUACGGGGCGUUUAAAGCGAUUGCGGGCACCAUUCGUGUCAUUGCGACCGCAGGGAGCCGGCCGGGGACGGGGGGGAAGCUCCCGCGCCCCAGCACGUGCCGAGCGGCCCCGUGAGGUCUCCCUGCAGCGCGCACCCGCCAAGCCGUGUCCCGAGGAGAGGGUAGGCACGCAGCUGCCGAGCUUAGGGAGCGCUUAGGGAAAGGUCAGGCAGGGCUUAGCCGGGGGAACGUGCAUCCGUGUGGCCAAAGGGCUUGCAGGCUCGCCUUCCGCCUCAGGUGAGACCACAUCGCCCGGGCUCGUGUUUCAUAACGGAAAAUGCUGCAUGCUGCAAUAGUUUCCUCCACUGCAGUAUGCCAGCGUGAGGCCCCGGGGAGGCAUAAUUAGUAUGACAGAACAUUAUUUAUUAAGUCUUAAAUUUUCGAUGCUAGCCGUCGGGAGGGCCAAGUAAAUAAAUCAAGAGCUUGGGUUUUAUUUAUUUAUUUAUUUAGAUGACACUUCCAUCACCACUAUUUCCAGGAUCACCAAAGACACCUCCACUGACACAUUGAAAAUGAGUUGGAAAAAAAGCAUCUUUUUUUUUCUAUAUCUCAAUAUAAAACUGGAGCAACUAUGCUGUGGCCUAUAAUAUAUUUAUACUGCAGUGAAAUUUAACCAGUAAUACAGUACAGCUGCAUGGGUAUUUGUUGCAUGAAUCUGAAUAUUUAAUACACACACAAAUAUAUAUUUUCUUAGUAGACUAUACAGUAUUCAUGUUUAUAGUGUUUAUAGAUUCUCCAGUGGCUUGACGGAGAUUCACGGAAGUAAAAAAAAAAAAUAUCUCUAUUUAAAAACCGGAUUCGGGGAAGGCACGGGCUGACUACGGUUUGCUAGAUAACAAGGCAAAGCCUGCGUGUCCGAGCGUUCGGGACCGAGCGAUGCAAGUUGAAGGAAGGUGAGCUGAAAGUUAAACACCUGUGCUCAUCAUGGGGCGAGUAAUUAGUCAUUAAUCUCGGUGUCACGAGCAGAAAUUCCCGCUGAGCGGAGAAGCUGCGGAGGCCAGGUGGGAGAGCAGGGAGAGGCGCCCCGACUUGGUUGUUCAGCAGUCUUCAGCCGUUUCCCCCUGCAAUUAUCACGCGUGUAGGUGUGUGUGUAUAGAUAUUUAGAGAGCGACUAGAGGCCGAAUCCUCAGCAAACACGGACGCUCGGCGCUUCGGGGGUUUCC